Messenger RNA from Oncorhynchus keta (chum salmon), 5451 nucleotides. RefSeq names its product B-cell lymphoma 6 protein-like. NCBI's taxonomy places the organism in Eukaryota, Metazoa, Chordata, Actinopteri, Salmoniformes, Salmonidae. The coding region runs from base 2587 to 4539 and encodes 650 amino acids. The transcript is spliced from 7 exons. The record is from RefSeq and is a predicted model, not a curated record. Gene Ontology annotation, molecular function: protein binding; DNA-binding transcription factor activity, RNA polymerase II-specific; RNA polymerase II cis-regulatory region sequence-specific DNA binding. Gene Ontology annotation, biological process: regulation of transcription by RNA polymerase II. Gene Ontology annotation, cellular component: nucleus.
UAACGCUAGAAGUUGCUUGUAGUGGUAGACAUUCGUUGUGGCUCAUUGACCUCUAUUGAUACACUUGAAAUACUUAAAUUCUUUAGAUGGUUUUAUGUUUUCUUUUGUUUUGGGAACAGUAGGGUCUCUUAGGCUGCAGUUGCUAGACUUCUUGCUGAUGUUUAUACUUGAUUAAUGGUCAAAUCGUCUAGGAUCUCCUCUGCUCAAGCAGCAUGCUUGCCAGAUAUUCAGUCGGAAGUUCCUGGUCCAUUCUGCCAUUGGGAAACUGUAUUGCCACAUUAUGCUCACUUUUUUUUUGCAUGUUGGUUAAUCUAAUAUCUAGAUAUUAUCGAGAGAUAAUAUAUUACGCCGAAUGUGCAGUUAGUUCCUUUAUAGCCUAUCCUACUGUACAUAAAUAUUCGUUUUGGGUUUAUGUAGUCAGAAUGUUUUUGAUUUAUCAAAAAAAAAUCCAGAUAAAAUUAAUUUGAUAUGAUCAAAAAGUGCAUCUUUAAUAGUCGUUAAAUAUCAGUAAACUUAAGAGCAAGAAAAUUCGCGCAACAGGGCGAGUCUGUCUUGUUAGAUCACUGCGUACUACAUUUUAGCUUUGAGCACUGUACUUUUCUCUCUCUUGAUGUUGGUUUAACUUCGCUGGUAGAUAUCCACUAAGGAUCUGUCGAAUACUUUUUCGUUCAAUGCUGAGACAAAACAAACAAUAUUUUGAUGUAGGCCUACAUUCUUGAUUUGUUUUAAUAGACCGUUAUUAUCAAUAACUGCCUACUCGUUUUGUACUACAUUUACAGUGGGAGCCUCUGUGCAAUGUGUAGUCCUGUGGGUACAUGCAUUUGAAACUCCUAAAAAUCCCACAACCUAUUAUUCGCAUUGCCGUAUUCCAAUUUUUAUCGUUUAUUUUUCUAGUUAAAAUAAAUUGGGUAUAACCAGUGUUAAAUGUCAUAUGUUAAACAAGCUGGCUUUCCACGUACAGGCCUAUCGAAGAACAGGAAGCGUAUUUAGAAGCAACCUAAUCUGUGCGCACCCCAAAACGGAAUGUACUAAAUGCGAAACAUGUUCCAAGCGUGAGCCGUCAGCAUUUAUGGGCUUGGCUAUAGGUCAAAAUCAAAUAGGAAACGGGGUUUAAAUGUGUAUUUUAUUAAAGUGUUUCUUAAGUAAUGUAUAGUACAAUAUUUGCAGUGAAAUAAAGGUCAUAAUUCCUAAAUGUACAACUAUUUUAUUUGUACGUUUAUUGUAAGGGUUAAUCAUAUCUAUGGUAUGUCUAAUAGCAAUAUGUAAGAUUUGGGUACCAGCAAAUGGCCUAACUUGUUUACUGUAGCCUGUAUAAAGUCUACUUUUCCACAACAGUCAUGGCUUGUCACUAUUUGUAUGUCAUUAACAUGAGUUCAAUGCCUCGGAGUUAGCUACAGUUGACAUAGUAUUUUAGAUCUGUAGCCUCCCUCAGACGUGGUCCCAUUUCCAGCAAUGCUUUUUACUUCGUUGGACAUUGAAAUGGUGCCGCCUACACCAAGUUAAAUGGUAAUAGGAUUACAAUGGUAAUAGGAUUACGAUGCUACAGUAUGUCCUCAUAUACACUAUAUAUACAGAAGUAUGUGGACACCCCUUCCAAUUAGUGGAUUCUGCUAUUUCAGCCACUCCAGUUGCUAACAGCACACCGCUAUGCAAUCUCUAUAGACAAGCAUUGCCAGUAGAAUGGCCUUACUGAAGAGCUCAGUUACUUUCAACGUGGCACCAUCAUUGGAUACCACCUUAAAAACAAGUCAGUUCGUCAAGUUUCUGCCCUGCUAGAGCUGCCCUAGUCAACUGUAAGAGCUGUUAUUGUGAAGUGGAAACUGCUAGGAGCAACAACGGCUCAGCCGUGAAGUCGUAGUUCACACAAGCUCACAGAAAGGAAGCGUAGCACUCGGAAGCUUCAUGAAAUGGGCUUCCAUGGCUGAGCAGUCGCACACAAACCUAAGAUCACCAUGUGCAAUGUCAAGUGUCAGCUGGAGUGGUGGACUCUGGAAUCACGCUUCACCACUUGGCAGUCCAUCAGGCUGGGUUUGGCGGAUGCCAGGAGAAUGCUACCUGCCCCAAUGCAUAGUGCCAACUGCAAAGUGUGGUGGAGGAGGAAUAAUGGUCUGGGGAUGUUUUUCAUGUUUCGGGCUAGGCCCCUUAGUUCCAGUGAAGGGAAAUAUUAAUGCUACAGCAUACAAUUACAUUCUAGACGAUUCUCUGCUUCCAACUUUGUGGCAACAAUUUGGGGAAGGCCCUUUCCUGUUUCAGAAUGACAAUGCGCCUGUGCAAGCCAGGCCUAAUCGCCCGACCUCACUAAUGCUCUUGUGGCUGUGGAAGCAAGUCCCCGCAGCAAUGUUCCAACAUCUAGAGGAAAGGGGGGACAAACUUCAUAUUAAUGCCCAUGAUUUUUGGAAAGAGAUGUUCUGCGAGCAGCUGUCCAAAUACUUUUGGUCAUGUAGCGUAUAACAUAUGACAAAUAUAUGACUAGAGCAGCUUUGCAUACUUUAUGUUUACGUUAAUCAGCAACUCUCACAGUCUGAGCUUGGCGGAUGGUCCUUUAUCAAUACUGUAUUUUUCCAUGUUUCUCCAGAUUCUGACAUCAUGGCCUCAUUGGCAGAUGGCUGUAUUCAAUUCACCCGCCAUGCCGGUGAUGUUCUGCUCAACUUCAACCGCCUCCGCAGCAGAAAUAUCCUGACGGAUGUCACAAUCCAGAUUGACGGUCAGCGCUUCUGCGCUCACAGGGCAGUCCUCGUGGCCUGCAGUGGGCUCUUUUACUCCAUAUUCACCGACCCCCUGAAGAGUAACCUGAGUGCCAUCAGCCUGGACCCCACGGUGGACCCUGAUGGUUUUGCCAUCCUGCUGGACUUCAUGUACACCUCCACCCUGACCCUGAAGGACAGCCUGGUUUUAGUUACCAUGAACACAGCGUCAUACCUCCAGAUGGAACAUGUGGUGGACACCUGCCGCAGGUUCAUCAAGUCCAGAGAGCAGUCUGUGACUCUGCAGAGAGAUGAGGUACUGACUAGCCCGAUGCGUCUCUCUCAGGACCUCCCUGCUUUCAGGGCUCUGGAUGGGUUGGCGACCAGCCCCAGCCACACAUCCAUGUCUCCCCUCAGAGACCGGAGGAGCUACUGCCCCAGUGUAUUCACUGGUAUCAAUGCUUCGGGUAGCUCCCACCACGUCCACGGAAAACACAUCCCAAUGCCCAUCGGAAAGCUGCCAGACGCCCUCAAUUUCAGUGACUUCCACAAAGGGGAUUCCAUCUCUCAGAAGCUCUUCUCUCCCGCGAAUCGCACAGAGGCCACCACCAUCGUCCACCACCCUCUUUCAUCCCAGUCCUCAUCCUCCUCCGUUACGAUCCUCCGCCCCCUCCCCUGCUCCAGCCGCCGGUCUGGGCCCUUUAUGGGGCUCCAGGGACCUAAACACAGAGGGGCCUCCCCCAUGGAGGAGGACAGCAUCCAGCCCCCCCAGCCAGACUCCCUCAGCCUGUCCCCAGGCUGCAGCAAAGGUGUGAUCUGCAGCCCGCAGAGCCCCCUCCGCUCUGACUGCCAGCCCAACUCCCCCACCGAGUCCAGCGGCUGCAGCAGGAAUGCGACCCAGCCCUCUGGCUGCUCCCAGGAGCCCAAGGCCCGCAACUGGAAGAAGUACAAGUUCAUCGUGAUGAACCAGACCUCCAGGGAGAAGGACGAUGAUGAGGCCCAGGGAGGGAGCGCUGAGGCUGGGGACUGCACCACUCCUCAGGGCUCUAACAGGACUAGUGGAUCAGAGGGACCGAUGAAGGAGCUGCAGGCUGCAGAGAUGGUCAGUGUGCACGGAGAAGAGAUCCUUGUCCCACAGGCCAGCCAUCACAACAUUAACCAACUGAGAUGCUCCUCCUGUGGUACAGAUGCCCCUCAGCACCUGAUGGUCUGUCCCCGCUCCCCUGGCACCUACAGCGGGGAGGACAAUGAGCUGCACUCUGAGUACUCCGACUCAAGCGGUGAGAAUGGUUGCAACUUCUGCAACUCAAAGUUUGCAGAAGCGGACUCCCUGAAAGGCCACAUGCUCCAGGUCCAUGCUGACAAGCCAUACAAGUGUGACCGGUGCCAGGCUGCCUUCCGUUACAAAGGGAACCUCGCCAGCCACAAGACUGUCCACACCGGCGAGAAACCGUACCGCUGUAACAUCUGCGGUGCUCAGUUCAACCGGCCGGCCAACCUCAAGACCCACACCCGAAUCCACUCAGGAGAAAAGCCAUACAAGUGUGAAACAUGUGGCUCUCGCUUCAUACAGGUCGCGCACCUCCGCGCCCACGUGCUGAUACAUACGGGGGAGAAGCCGUAUCCCUGUGAGGUCUGUGGGACACACUUCCGCCAUCUUCAGACCCUCAAGAGCCACUUGCGCAUCCACACAGGAGAAAAGCCCUACCAUUGCGAAAAAUGUGACCUCCACUUUCGCCACAAGAGCCAGUUGAGGCUGCAUCUCCGGCAGAAGCACGGCGCGGUCACCAACACCAAGGCUCAGUACCGCCGGGCGAACACGGACAUGCUCGUUGGCUUGGCCAAGGCCUGCUAAAUGGACACUGGGAAGAUGGAGUUUGAUUGGCAAACAACCGUCUUACGGUUGUAGUAACACAUCAUAGCGUCUCAGUACGUCUCCGUACGUCUCCGUACGUCUCAGUACGUCUUAGUACUACACUGUCAGAGAUUGUUGUGUUUGUUGGCAAAUGGCAGAUGGCUUCCCUCCAAAUGUGAACAUAGAACCAUAUUGUAUAAUUCAUAGACAUUCUACAUUAUGUUUGUAUAGAAGUCCGGUACGUACUGAUGGAAUGUACAUUUAGAAAAUUAUAGUUUUGGAAUAUGAAUUCUUAUAUCGUGUAAUACUUUUUUGCUGAAUGUUUUCAAUUGAAGGACAGUGUUCUUUUAGAAGACACUCAAAACUGUUAGAGAAUGAGAAACACUGAUACAUGGGGUACAAUUAUAUUAUAGAUAAAGUAUAUUGGGGAAUGUUCAGCUGAAGAUAAGCUAAUUUAUUAUCCAGUUCUUUGUAGUUUCUUAUAUAUUGUAUAUUGUGAAUACACAUAUAUAUAUAUAAUGUAAUAUCUAUCCAGAUUACCCUCUGCUGGCAGAGUAUAUGUCUGUAAUUACUAAGGUACCAGCCGCUUUUGUCUUUCUACCUAGUGAAAGUUUGUUAUUGCGUCUGUCAUUUGGUCAAAAUAAUAUAUUAUCCGACACGGGUACAUAUGCAAUGUAUUUAAGGUGCCUUACACUAAGUUUUUUUGUUUUUUGUCUAUUCAGUUCAUUACCGCAAAGUCCUACGUCAGCACUUUCUACCGUAUUUGUUUUGUCUGCUUUUUGUCUCAGGCCAACAAGCUGUAAAUACGCCAGCUCUCAAGCUACAAGUCCUCAGGACCGUUAUCAACAUUUUGUCUUUGUAAACUGCAGAGCUUUAUGUGACAUAGAAAUAAAGGAAUGUGUUAUGAAAACA